Messenger RNA from Seriola aureovittata, 939 nucleotides. RefSeq names its product chymotrypsin-like elastase family member 3B. The transcript has 8 exons. Lineage: Eukaryota; Metazoa; Chordata; Actinopteri; Carangiformes; Carangidae. Gene Ontology annotation, molecular function: serine-type endopeptidase activity. The record is from RefSeq and is a predicted model, not a curated record. Gene Ontology annotation, biological process: proteolysis. The coding region runs from base 96 to 884 and encodes 262 amino acids.
CUGGAGAAUGGCUGGAAAACUCCCAGACUCUGUCUGGUGCUGUCUGGACUAGAGCCCAUAAAUAGUGCUGCUUGAAAAAAUAGCUUUUGAUCAAUAUGGAACUGGCAUUUGUCCUCCUCUUGGUUGUCACAACUGUUUCUGGGUGUGGUGUACCCAAUUACGAGCCCAACACCAGCCGUGUGGUGAAUGGAGAAGAGGCCCGUCCCUACAGCUGGCCAUGGCAGGUGUCUCUGGAGUCUUUCUUCCCCACCUGUGGAGGAACACUUAUUGCUCCUGACUGGGUCUUGACUGCUGCUCACUGCAUCACAUUCCACACAUACAGGGUGGUUCUUGCUGAGCAUGACAUGAAAAAGCAGGAGGGACCUGAACAGUCCAUUAUGGUGAAAAAAAUGUUCAUCCAUCCCAAAUGGAACGACAACUGCGUGUCUUGUGGGAAUGAUAUUGCCCUGCUAAAGCUGGAGAAGAGCGCUGUUAUUAAUGAUAAGGUUCAGCUGGCUUGCCUGCCACAGCCUGGUGCUACCCUUGCCCACAACCAGCCCUGUUACGUCACAGGCUGGGGUCGUCUCUUCUCUGGAGGUCCCCAGGCAACUACACUUCAGCAGGCCCUACUUCCUGUGGUGGAUCACAGUAUCUGCAGUAAAAGUGACUGGUGGGGCAGCUCGGCGAAGACAACAAUGGUCUGUGCAGGAGGAGAGAGCAAGUCAGCAUGCCAUGGUGACUCUGGCGGCCCUCUGAACUGUAAGGGCAGAGACGGUAAAUGGUAUGUUGAGGGAGUGACUAGUUUUGUGAAUGGGCGUGGAUGUAAUACUCCUAAAAAGCCCACAAUGUUUACCCGUGUGGCCUCUUUCAUCCCCUGGAUCCGUGAGACCAUGGCCCAAAACUGAAGAAGUUUCCGUAACUGAAGAAGUGACUCAACAAUAAACUCUAAAAUGAAAUGUU